GCUUAUUACCGCCGUGCCGUCGCAAAUACCGCUAUUCUGAGACACGCCGACGCCAUUCACGACUGGAAGAUUGUUGUUAAGAAGCAACCCUCGGACAAGGUCGCCCGCGCUCAGCACGAUGCUUGUCAGAAAGUCAUCAAGCGUGACGCCUUCCUCAAGGCCAUCGAGGCUCCCGACGCUCCCUCAGCCGCCGAGGGCCUGGAUCUGGCCAACAUGGCUAUUCCCUCAGACUACGACGGUGUGAAGUUGGGAGACAAGAUGACACAAGAGUUUGUUGACGACAUCAUCGAGCGUUUCAAGGAAGGCAAGAAGCUUCCCCUCAAAUACGUCUACCAGAUCAUCCUGGCCGUCAAGGACAUUUGCUACAACGAACCCACCAUGGUCGAGACGCAUGUUGACCAGGGCAAGAAGAUCACUGUUUGCGGUGACACACACGGCCAAUACUUCGACCUGAUGGAGAUCUUCAGAAUCAACGGUCGCCCUUCGGCCGACCACGCCUACCUCUUCAACGGAGACUUUGUCGACAGGGGCAGUUGGUCAUGUGAAAUCGCUCUCCUGCUGUACGCAUACAAGUGGCUCCACCCCACUUCCAUGUUCUUGAACCGUGGCAACCACGAGACGGACGAUAUGAACAGAAUGUACGGAUUCGAGGGCGAGUGCAAGGCCAAGUACAACGAUCGCACCUUCAAGCUCUUCUCGGAAUCUUUCAGCGCACUGCCCCUGGCCACUUUGAUCGGCGACAAGUACUUUGUUCUUCACGGCGGUCUCUUCUCGGACGACAACAUUACGCUCGACGACGUGAGAAAGCUCAACAGACAUAACCAGAAGCAGCCCGGACAGAGUGGAUUGAUGAUGGAGAUGCUGUGGACCGAUCCUCAGACAGCACCAGGAAGAGGACCCAGCAAGCGCGGUGUCGGACUUCAAUUCGGCCCCGAUGUCACGAAACGAUUCUGCGAGAAGAACGGACUGGAAGCCAUCAUUCGAAGCCACGAGGUGAGGAUGGAGGGCUACGAGGAAGAACACGACAGCAAGUGUAUCACCAUCUUCUCAGCACCCAACUACUGUGACUCGACUGGCAACAAAGGAGCAUUCAUCAACAUCGAAGACGACUAUAAGCUCAAGUUCCAGAAGUUUGAUGCAGUCAAGCACCCGGACAUCAAGCCAAUGGCAUAUGCCAGCUCGCCUAUGAUGGGAAUGAUGUAAAGAGAUGACGGAUAUACCAAAUGAUGAGUUCUCUUUGGCGUUUGGCGCAUGUCGAUAAUGCAAGAGUCAUGGCAUGCAGCAUUUAGCGGGAAGGUCAUGGCGGGAGGGAUUUGUUCAAGGAUGAUAUGCAGGGAUUGGAUGUAGGAUUACGAGGACAUGUUGAUACAGUAAAAGAGGAAUAGUUAGAGUGUAAACGAGGACUCGUAUUCAGCUCCCAUCUCAGACGCUUUCACAUGCUUACGACGACAAUUGAUGGCUGAGUCUUGGCGGCAGUCGCGGCGGCGGAGGGGGCAUUUACCCCCGAGAUGGA
Messenger RNA from Aureobasidium pullulans EXF-150, 1513 nucleotides. RefSeq names its product Metallo-dependent phosphatase. The coding region runs from base 214 to 1203 and encodes 329 amino acids. NCBI's taxonomy places the organism in Eukaryota, Fungi, Ascomycota, Dothideomycetes, Dothideales, Saccotheciaceae. The record is from RefSeq and is a predicted model, not a curated record. The transcript has a single exon. Gene Ontology annotation, molecular function: protein serine/threonine phosphatase activity. Gene Ontology annotation, cellular component: nucleus; cytosol.